GCGCUGCUGGCGAUGGCCCAAGACUAACCCAAGCCACCGGGAGGGUCUCACCGUGCACGCCGGCCGCUGCCAGCCAUGGACACCUUCUUCCUCUCGCACGGCUCGCCGGCGAUCUGCAUCGACGAGAGGAUCCCGGCGCACGGCUUCUUCAAGUCGUGGCUGCCAGCGGCGGUGGCGGGCGCGCAGGCGCCGCGCGCCGUCCUGGUGGUGUCCGCUCACUGGGAGACGGACGCUCCGGCCGUCAACGUCGUCCACGGCACCAACGACACCAUCCACGACCUGCAGGACCUCCCUGACGAGAUGUACAAGCUGAGGUACCCUGCGCCGGGCGCGCCGGGCCUGGCCAGGAGGACUAAGGAGCUCCUGGAGGGCGCCGGGUUCGGGCCGGUGAGCGAGGAGCACGGCCGCGGGAUCGACCACGGCGCGUGGGUGCCGCUGAUGCUCAUGUUCCCGGAGGCCGACGUCCCGGCGUGCCAGCUCUCCCUGCAGGCCGGCCGCGACGGCGCCUACCACUACGCCCUCGGCACGGCGCUGGCGCCCCUCAGGGACGAAGGCGUCCUCGUCCUCGGCUCCGGCACCACCACGCACAACCUCAGAGAGUUGGGCCCUCUCGAUGCGCCGGUGCCGCAGUGGGCCUACGACUUCGACGCCUGGCUCAGGGACGCGCUCCUGGACGGGAGGUACGACGACGUGAAGCGAUACAAGGAGAAGGCGCCCUACGGCGAGCUUGCGCACCCUUCGCCGGAGCACAUCUACCCGCUGCACGUCGCGCUGGGCGCCGCCGGGGAUGAGGCCAGGGCGGAGCUGAUCCACCGCAGCUGGACCAACGCCACCUUCUCCUACUCUUCUUACCGUUUCACCAACAAGAUUUGACGGCCUUAAAUCAUUUGGGUUGUACUCCUUCCGUUCUUAAAUAUUUGUCUUUCUAAACAUUUCAACAAGUAACUACAUACGAAGCAAAAUGAGUGAAUCUACACUCUAAAAUAUGUCUAUAUGCAUCCGUAUUUGAUAGUUCAUUUGAAUCUCUAAAAAGACAAAUAUUUAGAAACGGAGGGAGUAGUAGGUUGGUUGAUGCAAGAGGAGCUGAAUUUCUAUUUCAAAAAGUUCAACAUCGAGGACAUCGAUUUGUGGUCACACAGAUUGGCUAAGCAGUGUGACAAGGAUGACGUUUUUCAUUUAUCA
Messenger RNA from Triticum aestivum (bread wheat), 1182 nucleotides. RefSeq names its product extradiol ring-cleavage dioxygenase. The record is from RefSeq and is a predicted model, not a curated record. Gene Ontology annotation, molecular function: ferrous iron binding; dioxygenase activity; zinc ion binding. Lineage: Eukaryota; Viridiplantae; Streptophyta; Magnoliopsida; Poales; Poaceae. Bases 76 to 873 code for a protein of 265 amino acids. The transcript is spliced from 3 exons.